This is a messenger RNA of Anas platyrhynchos (mallard), 1964 nucleotides long. NCBI's taxonomy places the organism in Eukaryota, Metazoa, Chordata, Aves, Anseriformes, Anatidae. The record is from RefSeq and is a predicted model, not a curated record.
ACAAGCACAACGCAUGAACACCAGAGGAAGAAUAAUGACCCCCAACAACAGACUGCACAGCCUCAGAACAAGUCGACAAGUCGCCAAGUCUCAACCAGACGACAAGUCGACAAGUCUCGACAAGUCGGAACUUGAAUGCUAUAAAACAGUGACACUGGAAAGGGAAGUUGUGUGCCGUGGUUUGCGUGGUCUCACUUGUAACACCCUGCGUACAUGCUCGGAAACCUACACCCCAGUGUUGUGUGCUUAAGGACGAGCUAUUCCGUGAUGGACAAAACACCACAACUACAAUCAUUAGGUCACCAUCCCCUCACACAGCAGCUGGUGAGUUAUUUUCACACAGGUAAGUGUCCCUGCUGGAAAUUCAUUGGAAGAGUGAGCAGUGGAGUGCUCUGCUUUGGAGCAGUAGUAUGUUUGAGUUGCAAAAUGUGCUCUGCUGGAGACUAGAGAGCUUUACAUAUUCCUGCCUUCUUUGUAUUGAAAAGUCUUCCAUGAAAUCAGACAAAAAGUGAAGUUACCAAAAUGUGAGAAGCUCUAUGAGCACAGCAAGACAAAAUCAGAGGAGAUGGUGUACUGUCCGGCCUUUGCUGUUUGUGCAGGCAGAUGUGCUCACUGAUGGUGCAUGAUUAGAUUACUUGAUGGUUCUACUGAACCAUGUGAGCUGAGCGAGCGUUUUCCUUGAUGUGUCACUUUAUCUCUCCUCCCACUUGCUGCGAGCGCUGCUGCGAUGUGACGGUCCGGUGUCAGCCUGUGUGCCUGCCUGGGAGCUCCUUUUUCAGGAUGCUGUGAAGCAGCUUCCCUCUACAGUUUGUUCACUACUCAUGUUCCUUCCACGUAAAGAACGACUACAAAAAUAUAAGAAAAGUAAGGACAUCAGCUGCGUAUUAUGCAUCAGCCUGACACAGGCAUUCUCCAGAAGAAAGCAAGCACAGCCAGUGAAAUGAGGUGUUUCGGAUGUUUGAUCUGACCUCCUUGUAAUAUUUCAAGUAAGACUCUUUUUCCAAGCAACAAUGAAUACACUCAGAUAUUGCUUCUUUACCAUCUUGAUUCUCAGUGUUUCCCUUCUAUUUGUUUUCUAUGCCAUUAAUUUCCAUGUGCAAAAAUCUCUAAGGAGGCUCAACUUCCCAGUGAGCUCAACUUUAGCAGAAGCCUGUAAAGCACUUAUUGAGGAUAAGGCGCCCUUUCUGAAGGAAACUGCUUUAAAAACAUCCUUCAGAAAAUCCAACUGCACGGAGUACAUCACACGGAACCACUACAUCACCCGUGCCCUGUCCUCCGAGGAGGCUGCCUUCCCCCUUGCCUACAUCAUCACCCUGCAUAAGGAGUUUGAGACCUUCGAGCGGCUCUUCAGGGCAGUCUACAUGCCCCAAAAUGUCUACUGCGUCCACGUGGACGGUAAGGCGCCAGUGGCCUUGCGGCAGGCAGUGUGGCAGCUGGUGGGCUGCUUCCCCAACGCCUUCCUUGCCUCCCACACCGAGCGGGUGGUCUAUGGCGGCGCAUCCCGCCUGCGGGCCGACCUGCACUGCAUGCGGGACCUGCUGGCCUCCACCGUGCCCUGGCAGGUACGUGCUGAACGUCUGCGGGCAGGACUUCCCCUUGAAGACCAACCGGGAGAUUGUCCGGCAGCUGAAGGGCUUCAGGGGAAAGAAUGUCACCCCUGGGGUGCUGCCGCCACCCCACGUCAUCGCUCGCACCAAGCUCCCCCACCACACAACCUGACCAUCUACUUCGGCUCUGCAUACAUUGCAGUCACUCGGCCCUUUGUGAAGUUCGUGCUGCAGGACCGGCGUGCCAUCGACUUGCUGGCAUGGUCCCAGGACACCUACAGCCCUGACGAACACUUCUGGGUGACUCUCAACAGGAUCCCAGAGGAUGAAAACAAGGAGCAGUUUCCACAUAAGAAAUGCUCCUUCCUCUUCCAUGUUUUCCCUGACAUUACUAGAGUGACAAAAGUAGCCAUAUAG